UUUGGGCAUUGAAAUUGAUUCUGUCGAGAUGGUUUUUCGUUUGCCCGGUGAUAAGUUGCAGAAGUUGUUGUAUUUGAUAGAGGGUUUUCUGGUGGUGCGUAAGGUUACCCUUCAACAGCUGCAGUCAUUAUUAGGUUUGCUUUGUUUUGCUUGUCGGGUUAUGCCCAUGGGCCGUAUUUUUUCCAGGAGAUUGUCAUUGGCCACCCGGGGGGCUAAGUCCCUGCAUCAUCGCAUUCGUCUGACUAGGUCCCUGAAAGCCGACUUGCGUGUGUGGCAGGAGUUUCUACGCUCUUACAAUGGGCACACGUGUGUGAUCUCUGACGAGAUGCCUAAUUCAGUUCUGUCCCUUUUUUCAGAUGCCUCUGGUGCCUGUGGCUUUGGCACAAUUUUUGGUAAGGAGUGGUGCUCUGCUCCUUGGCCGGAUUUGUGGCGCUCGCAGGGCUUUUGUAGGAAUCUGACGUUGCUGGAGUUAUUUCCGAUUGUGGUGGCGGUGGAAAUCUGGGGUCAGGACCUUUCGAAUCGCCACGUGUGUUUUUGGUCUGAUAACCUGAGUGUGGUCCAUUGUAUCAACCGCCUGUCUUCUUCUUCCCUCCCGGUGAUUGCGCUUCUGCGACAUUUGGUCUUGCGUUGCCUGGAACAUAAUAUCUAUUUCAGGGCUCGACAUGUUCCAGGUGUUGAUAACAGUAUUGCUGAUGCUCUUUCCCGUUUUCGUUGGCAGGUUUUUCGGGAGCUGCUUCCGGAGGCGGAGCACAUCGGGAAGGAAUGUCCGGAGUACCUAUGGCGUUUGGUGGCCAGCAGCUGAUGUCCCUGGUCGGGGCUUCAGUGUCUCCAGCGACCUGGCGGGGUCACGGUAAGGCGUGGGCCGACUGGUUAUCAGGGGUGGGCGCUAGAAAUGUCGCCACGCAGGAUUCCCUCCGUUUGGAGGUGACGGUGGAAUGGUUACUCAAGCUUAGAUCUAUGGGUGUGUCUGCACCGGUUGCGCAGCGGCGGUUGUCUGGCGUAGCCUUUUUCUUUCGUCUUUGUGGUUGGCCUGAUGUUUCCAAGCAUUUUGUCAUCAGGCAGGCCAUGAAGGGUUGGAAGAAGGAGUAUGUGCUUAGGGAUCGUAGACGGCCUAUUUCGUUUGGCCUGUUGUGUAGGCUGGUUGAAGUAUGUUCGGGGGUGUGUGCUUCAGCGUUUGAAGCAACGUUGUUCUCGGCUUGUUUUAGUUUGGCCUUUUUUGCUGCCCUCCGAGUGGGCGAAUUGCUCCCUCCCUCUGGUAAGAAGCCAGGGGGUUUGUUAUUUCAGGAUGUGGUCUGCGGGAAUGGGGCUCUCAGGGUCCUGGUUCGUAGAUCUAAAACGGAUCAGUUUGGCAGGGGGGUGUGGAUCCCUCUUCAUCAGGUGGCGGGUGUGGCUUGUCCAGUUCGCUUAGUUUCUGCUUACUGCGCGGCGCGUGUUGGGGGUACCAAUUUCUUCACUCACCAGGAUGUCUCCCCCCUGACUAAAUUUCAGUUUGUAUCUGUUUUUCGCGCUUGCUUGCUUCGGUUGGGAGUUGACCCGAAGGAUUUUGGCACCCAUUCGUUUCGCAUUGGUGCUGCCACGGAGGCGGCCAGAGCGGGCUUGCCGGAGUCGGAGGUAAUGCGCAUUGGUAGGUGGCAAUCUGCCUGUUAUGCCAGGUACAUCAGGCCGGAUCUCUUGAUUUAAAAAAAAUAGAUAAAUAGAUAAAAAAUUAUAAUAAAAAAUAUAAAAUAGAUAAGUUAGUAAAUUAUACAUACGUGAGUCUACAGGCGUGUGGAUGUUUUGUUUCCUCAGGUUGUUUCGCCUGGGUUUAUACCAGUGAGUGUGCAGCGCGAGUUCGCAGCGUCAUCUUAUGUUACAUUUGUGCUGACUGUUUUUUCUUUCAGGUGUGGUACGCCCGGCGGUCUGGUUGGUUGGCCACUCGUACAUUUUUUGGGCGGCUCAAAGGGCGGAGUGCAGGCCUGGAGGUCGGAUGCUGGGAUUUCGGGAAGUGGACGUCUCCUGGAGGGGUAUCCGAGGUCUCAAAUGGUCGCAGAUUCUUACGGAGGUGGUAGAUAUUGGUUUUCAUUCCAGGGGUCCUGUGAUUCUUGUCAUUCAUGCCGGUGGCAAUGACCUAUGCCUAUCACGUUUGGCUGAGCUCAUGGCCCUUAUGCGCUCUGACAUUGAGAGGUUCUCUUCCUUUUUCACUGAGAUGGUGCUGGUUUGGUCUGAGAUCAUCCCUCGGGUGGUUUGGCACGGGGCCAGGGAUGCCGAGGCUGCUGAAAAAUGUAGGAGGACAGUCAAUUCCCGCAUGUCCCGGUUCGUGCGGUCUCGUGGGGGAAUUGUGGUGAGACAUCGCCAACUAGAGGGUGAUAAUAGGUCCCUUAUGAGGCCCGAUGGGGUUACCUGUUGUCUCGAGUGUUUAUUAACUGGUUCAGUUUUAGUUGGGGGAGCUACAGGUAGGCAGAGGUGCCGGCCCGGUUCCUAUCUCUCCUCCGCCCUCUCCUGAUUACCAACAGUCUGGCAAGCGCCUGACUUUUUAUGGAGGGUGCUUAGGGACUGGUGGUCCCCCUUCCCCUCCCCAGCCUUGGGUCAUAUGUAGCACCUUGCCCUGGUUUAGGUACCUAAAUGGUUAAGGGAUUGUGGGAGAUUCGUCACUAUGGGGGCGUAGGGUUUUGUCUCCUCCCUCUAUCCAGGUUAUAUAACCCCCUCCUCUGCUGCUGCACUUCCUCUUUGUCAGCGGAAGCCGAGUUGCCCUCCCUCCCGCCCUUGAAUGGGUAGUUUUAGUGUGGAGUUGCCUUGGGGAUUCUGGUUUUCUCCAGGGGUAUUAUAAUAAAAAAAAAAAAAAAGAAAGUUGAAAAGAAAGGUUUGGGAACCUGUACAACUGUUGUUUUGGA
This is a messenger RNA of Bufo gargarizans (Asiatic toad), 2870 nucleotides long. RefSeq lists its product as uncharacterized. The transcript is spliced from 2 exons. The record is from RefSeq and is a predicted model, not a curated record. Bases 763 to 1680 code for a protein of 305 amino acids. Gene Ontology annotation, molecular function: DNA binding. NCBI's taxonomy places the organism in Eukaryota, Metazoa, Chordata, Amphibia, Anura, Bufonidae. Gene Ontology annotation, biological process: DNA recombination; DNA integration.